This is a messenger RNA of Heterocephalus glaber (naked mole-rat), 1504 nucleotides long. NCBI's taxonomy places the organism in Eukaryota, Metazoa, Chordata, Mammalia, Rodentia, Bathyergidae. The record is from RefSeq and is a predicted model, not a curated record.
UUGCAAUCCUCCUCCUUCAGCCUCCCAGAGUGCUGGCAUUACAGGUGUGUGCCACCAUGCCCAGCAGUGGGAAAUCUAAAAUGAGGCCAACAUUUAUUAUUGCGUGUUUCCCAUUCUUAGUCAAGAAAUCCAAGUCACAUGUCACCCUUGUUCCUUUUCUUUUCCCAGGAAUCAACUCAAUUACAUCACAGAAGAACUCAGAAAUCCUUACAGAAACCUGCCCCUGGCUAUUAUCAUCGGGAUCCCUCUGGUGACAGUGUGCUACAUUCUCAUGAACAUCUCCUACUUCACCGUGAUGACCCCAACGGAACUCCUGCAGUCCCCAGCAGUGGCCGUGCAGGGGCCCCCAGAGGCUGCGCCCAAGGAGGCGGGGUCGGAACCUGGGUUCUCUGGGAGGGCUGAGGAGCUUUUUCGGACCAAUGGCUCUUGGAGGUUAUAGAAGAUCCUCAGGAUUCGUUUCCUUGUCCCGCCAGACCUUUGGUGACCGCGUUCUCUAUCCAGCCUCUUGGGUCGUCCCACUGUUUGUGGCGUUUUCCACCCUUGGAGCUGCUAACGGGUGCUGUUUUACUGCGGGCAGAAUCAUUUACGUCGCAGGCCGAGAAGGGCACAUGCUAAAGGUGCUCUCUUACAUCAGUGUCAGGCGCCUCACGCCCGCCCCUGCCAUCAUCUUCUUUGGCCUAAUAGCAAUGAUUUAUAUCAUCCCUGGUGACAUAAACACCUUGGUCAAUUAUUUCAGUUUUGCUACAUGGUUAUUUUAUGGGAUGACGAUUAUAGGACUUGUUGUGAUGAGGUUUACGAAGAAAAACCAGGAAAGGCCUAUCAAGGUGCCUAUUUUCAUCCCCGUCUUGGUGAUUCUCCUAUCUGUGUUUUUGGUUCUGGCGCCGAUCAUCAGCAAGCCUGCCUGGGAAUAUCUCUACUGUGUGUUGUUUAUACUGAGCGGCCUUAUAUUUUACUUCCUUUUUGUCUACUGCAAGUUUGGAUGGGCUCAGAAAAUCUCAAAGCCAGUUACCAUGUACCUACAGAUGCUGAUGGAAAUCGUCCCACCGGAGAAAGAUCUGGAUUAACAAAUGCAUCUCUUGUAGCUCAGUCAAAGCUGUGAUGAAUUUAUUUUUGUAAGCAGUAUUUGUGAUUCUUUCUUCUUUUUCUUAUGAAAAGUGUUCCAGUGUUUAUGUAAUAUCUUUAGAUAACCUUAAUUCUAUGGGAGGGGUUCUAUAGGAGAAGUGAUAGGUGUGUGUUAGUUAUCAAGAGAAGAGUCACCUAACAGAAGGCUGCUGGCAGGUUGCAUAAAACCACCACCAUUCUGGUGACAACUAUUUAAUGAGGGCACAUCACACUGAAACACAGAGCAGGACUUGGGGUGUUGCUCAGUGGCAGAGCAUUUGCUUAGCAUAUGCAAGGCACUGGAUUCCAGCACCAGCACUGCAAGUAAAUAAGUUAAAUGAAAUUAAAAAUAAAAGAUAUUCCUUAAACUCAGUGAUCAAUAAAGUCUACUCUUUUACAUAAA